UGGGCCUUUGUCGAUAGUCAAUCCAGAUCUCUCUAUCCUGUAUGCAUACGGUUUGAUUUGAAACGAAUUGAUUCCAAACAAAAUCCAUACUUGUUCUGUUUCAAUCAUCCAUUCGAGUAUGUCGGAUGACUAUUUUUGGUUUCACAGUUCAGACUUCAGACACAUUGGGUUGGAGCUCUACCGAACGAUCUGAUCUCAGUUCGGUUCUGGUUAUUUUCCUGUCCCAAACAAAAUGUUAUCGUUACUUCGUUCCAGACGCUUUGCACAGCGAUGUCCUCCAAAAAGCAAACAACUUUUGACCUCCUACUUCUUCUCCACCACCAGCGCCACCGACCACCGCCAUGGCUCGAAGUGCAGUCAACCAUCGCCGCCACCAAUCCAGGUUCUACUCACUGAAUCAGCUGGCCGUGGUGUUUUUGCUACGCGGAAUAUAGAAUCCGGCGAACUCAUCCAUACAGCCAGACCCAUGAUCUCUCACCCAUCUCUCUCCUCAAUUGACAGAGUAUGUUACUUUUGUCUCAAAAACACUCCAAAAGGUUCCGAUUUUGAGGCGCAGAAAGUGUUGUUUUGCAGUGAAGAAUGUAGGGAACAAGCAAAGGGAUUCUAUGAAGUUGAAAAGGAAGCUGAUUGGUCAGCAUUUGUUGCUCAUUGUCAAACCCGGGCUUUGAAAUACCCAUUUCUUGCUAAACGAUUAGCCUGCAUGAUAUUAUCCGGAAUAACCUCUGCAAAUUCUCUAGACAUACUUCAACCUGCCCUUUUGUCUCCUCAAAUGAUCUCACAGAUGGAAGAGGAGCUUGGUUUAUUGAAAAGUGCACUAGAAGCUUCAGGCAUCACAAGCAAACAACUAAAAUUUUUAACUAUCGAAUGGUAUUCUGGAGUACUUGCAAGAAUUCGUAUCAAUGCUUUUCGUAUUGAGUUAGCUGGAGGCUGUUCUUAUGAAGAUCUACUUGCAUCAGCAGCUUUAUCAGUAGAAUCAGAAGCUGCUGUUGGCAAUGCUGUUUAUAUUCUUCCAUCUUUUUAUAAUCAUGACUGUGAUCCUAAUUCGCACAUAGUUUGGGUGGAAAAUGUGGAUGCACGAUUGAAAGCUUUGAGAGACAUUGAAGCAGGUGAAGAGUUGCGGAUAUGUUACAUUGAUGCAAGUAUGGAUCGUGAUGCUCGACAAAAUAUUUUGUCCAAUGGGUUUGGAUUUGAGUGUCGUUGCCCUCGUUGUUUGUUAAAUGAUUGAUAAUGUCAAUAAAUUUCUGUUGGACUAUAUGAUUAAUAAUUGUUAAAGAAAAUGUUACUCUCA
Molecule: messenger RNA, 1288 nt
Organism: Lactuca sativa (garden lettuce)
Lineage: Eukaryota; Viridiplantae; Streptophyta; Magnoliopsida; Asterales; Asteraceae
Gene: SDG38
Product: SET domain protein 38
Cellular component (GO): nucleus
Molecular function (GO): protein binding
Source: RefSeq, a predicted model, not a curated record